Messenger RNA from Didymodactylos carnosus, 795 nucleotides. Lineage: Eukaryota; Metazoa; Rotifera; Eurotatoria; Philodinida; Philodinidae. The record is from the annotation of a GenBank genome assembly.
AUGUCUUGGAUAAAUAUAUUAAAAAAAUAUGGUAUUCAAAUUGAACAUGAAUUAUGUCAGUCCCAUAUCGAUCAAAUUUGUACGAGAGAAUCGUUAUAUUUAGUCUACGAAUAUUGUGAUAAACGUGAUAUUGAACGUUUUAUGGUUUUAAAUGAAUUAUUACCAGCUAUCGUUAUUCAAUCAUUUAUGUUUCAAUUAUUGACAGGUUUAAAUUAUUUACAUCAACGAUUAUUAUUGCACGGUGAUUUACAAUUAAAACAUUUAUUAAUAAAAUCAAAUGGAAAAUUAAAAAUAGCCGAUUUUAGUCAGACAAGACAUUUAUAUUGGCCACAAUCAAUUCAAACACGAAAUAUUGGUUGUUUACAAAAUCGUUGUCCUGAAUUAAUUCUUGGUCAAUUAACAAAUUCGACAUCAAUUGAUAUUUGGAGUGUUGCAUGUCUUCUAGCUCAAUUGUGUCAAAAUUCAAAAUUAUUUAAAGCUGAAACAGAAAUUGAACUAUUAUUUCAAAUAUUUUCUAUAUUAGGUACACCAACAGAUAAACAAUGGCCUAAUUUUAAACAUAUGCCUUACUAUUCACAACAAUUUCCUCAAUGGAUACGUCGUGAUGAUCUAUUAUGUGAUUUAACUAAAAUAAUUGGUUCACAAGGAUGUGAUUUAUUAUUAAAAUUAUUUAUUUAUGAUCCAAAAUAUCGUUUAACAACAAAUCAAGCAUUAAAACAUCCCUAUUUUCAAAAUAUGGAUUCUAUUCAAGCAUCAAAUAUAUUCAAAACAUUAAAUCAAACUAGUCAGAUUUGA